CGACCAAUCAGAAAGAUGAAAGAGUCUAGGGCGCGAACGCCAUAUUGUUCACGGGAUUUCCUGGUCUUAUCUAUUUCGAUUCUGUGAAUAUACCGCUUAAAUGCGGCUUCUGCAUAAUCAUUCACUUCAUGGCUCAAGAGACUCAGCAAAAUGAACUUCGUGGAUCUAUUAGCCUACGAAAUCCUCAACUACAACAUCCGAACACACUAGCAAUUAUCAAUAAUUACUCGUCUUCUGGAGAAAUUCACACCAUCCAGAUAUCCAGUUCCUCAGCUAAAUUGCCUACUGCAACAUCCAUCUGUUCCUUGUCAGCAAAUAAUCAACCCGUUCAAUACAUUGGACCGGAGGCCAGGACUUUAUGUGUUCCUGUUUGUAGUGCCCAUUCAUCGUAUUCCCAUUCGAUUGUUCAUCGUGCAUCUCCUAACUUAAAUGUCGGGUAUAAUCCUGGAUCAAUGACUCAUGCUCAUUGCAGCACUCCUGCCAGUCAGCCUGAUAUGCUUGAGACGUUGCUAUCCAGGAAUGUAUAUAAUACACAGAUUCAUGCACAGAAUCACUCUCCACGUGUUCUCGGUUCGUCAAUAGUCGUGACUAACAUACAAAGCCAGAACUCUUCAGUAAUGAGUAGUCCUGCCAAUAUUCGUAACGUGGCUCCUGUUUCAAGCACUCACCCAGUCGGUCAAACAUAUACGGCUACUACCAGUGCCCCUUCCGUCGUUGCAACAGAUCCAGAAAAACGUCACCUCAUCCAGCAACAGUUGAUUUUAUUACUUCAUGCCCGCCGUUGUCAGCGCCAAGAAGAUGAGAGCAACGGACGAAUUAGCCAAUGUACGACACCUCAUUGCAACACAAUGCGCGGAGUUUUACAACAUAUGACUUCAUGUACACAAGGUAAAAAUUGUCAAACACCACAUUGUGCUUCCUCUCGUCAAAUCAUAUCUCACUGGAAAAACUGUAACAAUCGAGAGUGCCCUGUGUGCGAACCAUUAAAGCAGGACCAACACUACCAACGUAAUCAAGUGAUACGUCCACCUCAGAAUUCAACUCAGGUACAUGCGGUCUCAAACCGCGUCCCCGAGGUAAAUGGUGUUGACUGCAGUCCUCAUUCAUGUGUCGCUCAGCAACCACCCAGCCAAACCUUUCGGGUAACCUCCAUCUCCAGUGUUCCUGUCAACACAGUUGCCACACGAGCACCGAGUUCAGUCAUCCCCAGUACUCAGAUCUCAGAUGCUUCAAACUUGAAUGGUGUUAAUAAUCAUGUAGCAGUUAAAUGUACAUCAAGCGAGCAAAAUGACUGGCGAAAAGGUGUGGAUAUACCUCAACGAAAUAAUGUCGUCCGCCGAAUUGUACGCUUCAUUUUCCCGUUUCCGGAUGCUUCUGCCUAUUCAGAUCCAAGAAUGCGAAAUUUAAUCCAAUAUGCCCGUAAAGUUGAGGGCGAAAUGUAUGCUACUGCCACAGAUGUUGAUCAUUAUUUUCAUUUGUUGGCUCAGAAGUGCUACAAGAUUCACCGUGAGCUAGAUGAAAAACGUAAAAUUCGCCAGCUUGCAGCAGACAAUUCAGUAGGGAGUUCUCAAUCCGUGGUAACCUCAUCCGCUGCUGUUAACUCAUCGCAACUAAAUCAGAGUUUGUCCUCGUUGUCUAAUCAGUUGGCUUCACCCUCCAAUUCAGUUUCUUCUACAUUGGGUUCUUGCUCAGCAAACAGAGUUCCGAACUCCAAUAUUACCAACGGUAACUAUAACGCUUCCUCAACUCAGAGUUAUGAAAUGAAUUCAUUUGCAACUCAGGAUUCAAACAACUCGGAAAGUGACAUGUCAAGAUUCGAACACUAUCUACAAAAUGCUUGCAAUCGUCAUCGUUUCAAGUCAGAUUCAGGAACCGCAGGAUCUUCCGAUUCACCCAUUGUUUCCUCAUCAGUUACAAAUUUGAGAACUGCUACAUCACAGCCUAGUAUCAAAUCACCAGUAGAAGAUACCAAAAUGAUCAGCGCUCCAGCUAUAGUCACCUCAGGAGAUAGCGUCCCUGAUAAAAACAAAAUAGUGAAGGCUGAAAUGAAAGCUGAGGAAACGCCAUGUAACGAUCCACCAGUAAAUCAUGAUUCAUUUUCUGUUGACACUACAUCAAACAUUAAUUCAAGUAGUGUCCCAUUAGCUUCAAAUAUGUUACCUGUAAAACCAGAUGAAAGCAAAUGGAAAAAGUGGUCACGGGAAGAGCUUCUGCGCCAUUUUUUGCAGUUGCAUGAAGAAGUAUACAAUGAUAAGUAUGCAGAACCUUUCCGUGCUCCGGUUGAUCCAGUGAUGCUUCAUAUACCAGAUUAUUUCCAAGUUAUUAAAGAACCCAUGGACCUUACGACUAUUCGAAAUAACUUAGAGGAUGGUAAAUACACAGACCCAUGGCAGGUUGUGGAUCACUUUCGAUUGAUGUUCAAUAAUGCAUGGCUAUACAACAAAAAAACCUCCAAAGUUUAUAAGAUGUGCACUAAGUUGGCAGAGCUUUUUCAGAGUCGCAUAGACCAAGUUAUGCAAGCAAUGGGGUUUUGUUGUGGUCAGGAUUAUGAGUAUCAACCUCAGGGUUUGUAUUGUUCCUCUUCAAAUUUAUGUACAAUAAACCGAGAUGCUACCUAUUUCGUCUAUAUAAACAAUGACAAACAAAUCGGUCUCGUAUGUGAUAAAUAUUACCAAUGUGAAAAAUGUUUUAGCGAAGCCGGGGAUGUAAUUAUAUUGGCUGACGAACCAAAUCAGUCUAUCCCGAUUAAGAGAGAAAUGUUUGAGAAGCGAAAAAAUAAUGUAAAGGAAAAAGAAGAAUUUGUUAUUUGUGUGGAAUGUGGCAGACGGUGGCACAAGGUUUGCGCCUUACACAUGAAUGAAAUCUGGCCAAGCGGAUACGUUUGUCCUGGUUGUUUGCGGGAGCGCGGUGUAAAGCGAAAAGAAAAUCGGUUCACUGCUAAAAAAUUGCCCGUAACGCGCUUGAGUAAUUUCUUGGAAAAGCGUGUUAACGAUUUCCUCAAAAAGAAAGAAGUUGGUACUGGAGAAGUUACUAUUCGUGUGUUGGCAAGUUCUGACAAGGUUGUAGAAGUUAAACCUUUAAUGCGUGCAAGAUUUACUGAAAGUGGCGAACUGUCAGAAUCAUUUCCUUAUCGACUAAAGGCUGUUUUCGCUUUUCAAGAAAUCGACGGACAGGAUGUAUGUUUCUUCGGUUUGUAUGUGCAAGAAUAUGGUUCAGAGAGUCCUCAACCCAAUCGUCGAAGGGUUUAUGUUGCAUACCUGGAUUCAGUUUUCUUUUUCCGACCAAAACAGUAUAGAACAGAUGUGUAUCAUGAAAUUCUCGUUGGUUAUCUGUUGUACGCAAAGCGAUGUGGUUAUGCGAUGGCACAUAUAUGGGCUUGUCCACCUGGUGAAGGCGAUGAUUAUAUUUUUCACAUGCAUCCUACCGAACAAAAAAUCCCCAAAGCUAAGCGAUUACAGGAGUGGUACCGCCGCAUGCUUCAAAAAGCUAUCAUAGAAGGAAUUGUGGUCGACUACAAAAACAUCCUCAAAGAUGCUUUAGAUCAUCAACUUGUGUCGCCUACGGAGAUUCCUUAUUUUGAAGGUGAUUUUUGGCCAAAUACGCUUGAAGAUAUUCUUAAGGAACUAGAAGAGGAAGAAGCCCGUCGGCGCCGUGAAGAGGCGAUGGCUCAGGCAGAGGCUGAAGAUGAUGAGGCAGAUUGCUCAAGCUCUACCAAUGAAGGAUUAUCUGGAGAUCCUGAUAAACGCAGUGGGAAAAAGAAGGCGAAAAAACGCAAGGGUAACAAAAAGGGCAAUACAUCUACUGCAAGUAAACGAAAGCGUCUAGAUGGUCCAAUAGAUGGUGCUGAAGAGCUUUCACGGAAAGUGUAUGAUACCAUGGAGAAAUUGAAAGAAAUAUUUUUUGUGAUACGGCUUCAUCGACAUAACUCGGCUGCCUCACUUCCGCCAACUACUGAUCCUGAUCAACCUGUACAUAGUGAGCUUAUGGAUAGUCGGGAUGCGUUCUUACAAAUGGCUCGGGAAAGGCAUUUAGAAUUUUCAUCUUUGCGUCGUGCUAAGUAUUCUUCUAUGGUCCUGUUGUAUGAACUACAUAUGGAGUUACGUCAAAGCUUUAUUUUUAACUGUAAUGUUUGCGGUGCUCAGAUCGAAACGCGAUGGCAUUGUAAUGAGUGUGAAGAAUAUGACUUGUGCUCUCGUUGUUAUAAGACAGAAAAUCAUCCACAUCCUAUGGUUCAGUAUGGUCUUGGCAUAGAUGAAGAUUCAGGCUCAAAUGAAGAAGCAGGUGAUAGACCCAGUGGCACUGGUGCCACACCUGAUCGUCGAAGCAGCAUAGACGGAUGUAUAAGGUCCUUACUUCAUGCUUGCCAGUGCCGGGACGUAAACUGUCGCAUGCAGACUUGUGCUCAGAUGAAAAAAGUUUUAUGCCAUGCUCGAAGCUGUACCAAAAAAGCAACCAAUAGUUGUCUGCUUUGUCAACAGCUGUUGUCACUGCUAUGGCACCACGCUCGAAACUGUGUCGAUUCUAAGUGCCCUGUUCCUUUCUGCUCAAACAUAAAGUAUAGAGUUAAACAGAAGCAGUUGCAGCAGCGGUUGCAACAAAAUAAGUUGCUCAGACGUCGUAUUUCUACAAUGCAUCGAGGAGCACUCCCAACUAGUGAAUCACAGCCUCCGACACAAAGUUGUCCUACAUCUGUUGUAGCGUCGAUUUCUUCUAGUUCUUUGAAUCCAAGUAGCAUUAAUUCAGUACGUCAAACUCAGUCUCCCAAUCAUCAGUCUCUGAACACAAAUGCAGUGAGAAACCCACAGUUAUCCACUCCUUCCAACUCAAUAGAGAAGCCUCCGAGUAUUACUACUCCUGUGAGUUUUCAGACACAAACUCAGGUACAACAACAAGGUCAAGUAAUGGUUCCUGUAGGAACUCCUCAAUAUCCACAGCCACCCCGCGUACAAGUACCAACUGUCGUUUCUCAGAACAAUCAGAGUGCAAACCCACGACCGCCUGUUGUAUGUUCUUCAGUAAUGCCUUCUGGAGGUCGUGUCAUGAUGCAACCACCAAUGAAUACAUGCCCCGUACAACGUCCAAAUGCUCCUGUUACUGUCUCUGUUACCUCAGGUUGGCGAGCUCGCCCAGUAAUAACAGCUACCGCAUCUCAAGGUACAAUCCAUUCGUCUACCGGACAGUUAAUACAAUCACCAGCGCAGCCAGCUUCUGCAACCUCAACUCAUUCAUCUGUGUCUGUUCUUAAUCCUGUUAAUAGUCAAAAACCAGCAAUAACCAACAAACCUACACAAGGCGAGAUAGACCAUGUUAGUCAAGUAAUCAGUCUUAUUAAAGCCUCUGGAUCUUCAAGUGAUGAGCAAAACCGUCGGUUUAUCGCAUGGAUCAAACGUCAUCCCGAGUUCCAUGCUGCCUUUUUCGCUUUACACUCUCAACAUAAACAACAAGCUGAGCUACGUGCCCAAGCAAGUCAAAGACGUGUAACUACCUCGGGAAGUAUACCGGGCACAUCGUCAUUAUCUACGAGUUCUGCAAUUGCAACCUCCUCGAUAUCUGAUGCCUCCCAAUCACUUUUAGGUUCCAGUGGGGUCUCGGGUAACGUCGUUAUUGUUCCAUCAUCUGUAUCGGCUAAUUCAAAUCACCAGAACACAGGAUUAAAUCGAACCCAAAGUAUAAAUAGUCUUUCAACACCCAUGUCGUCCAUGCCUGUAGUUACAGCAUCAGCAUCUUUAGGUUCCACUCCUACGGUGAUGCAUCAGCCUGUUCAAUGGAUCUCUAUUCAGUCCCCAAUCACUACGAAUCACCACCAACCUUUAAUUACUGGAUGCACUGCACAACCAAUUCAAGCUGUCUCAAACACUACAACUUUGCGUUUCCGAGCAGUUCCAGGUACUGCGACAUUGGUACAAUCACAACCGCAACAAGUACAGCAUUUCUAUAAUACGACUCAACUUGGUCCAGAUUCUGGGUUCAGUGGUAAUGAAUCUGGAUCCAAUAUGUUUGUUUCAGCCACUGGUUCCAGCAUACUCUCUGUAGGAAAUCAGCAAUCUCAAGUUCUUAGUGCUGUUCCUCAACGCUUAACUCCAGCUUCUAGUUCAAAUAUGGGUCGUCAAUCCUCUACACCUCAAGCGGCCAUUGUGCACUUUAGGUCACAGCAACACCAGUCCUUGAGUGGUACAGUGAAUCCUAUGCAACCUCAUAUAAUCCUUACUAAUACAAACGCUCCUGCAAGUGGUCCGACCCAUCUCUCCCACCAGUCCCAAUCACAGCUUGUUUCUGCAACUUCCAAUGGUCGUCAGGUUGUUGCUUUGAUGACUCACCAAAAUAUUCCCCACACAAAUGUUUCCGAUCCAGGAGUCUCUUUACGUGAUUCUGGUUCCAGUAAUUCUGCUAAUAACCUUGGCAAUGGCAUACAAUGAUUUGUCUUUAAACGUUAAACACUUUCAUGUUGCUGGCUGUGUAAGUAAUUUUAAAGUCGUUUUUGAGCUGACAUGACAUUGUCAUGUUGUGCUGUAUUGAUACAAGUGCUAGUUAAUUUGUCCAAAAUUGCACAGAUGAAAACAUUUUUGCGAAUUGCUGGCUCAAACUACUAUUCAGGGAGGGGAAUGCUGAUAAGUGCUCCAUGUUCCUUCACUACAAAUUUCGUGGUUCCUUAAACCCUAACGUCGCAUUUAUGUUAAUUUUGAUUCCUGAAUUUCCAAGCCAGUUGUGUGCAUUCUUUCACUUUGUUCCGGUGGUCAUUCACUGUUUGGUUGCUGCGCACAUUUUUGAUAUAUUUUCUAGUAGCCCCUCCAUGCUCGGCAGUGCUUGCACAUUAACUGAAUCCAUAAUCCCCGAGGAUAUUCGAAUUAUUUUCCCCGUUGUCUUUAUUUCCUGUUUUUCGAGGUCUUCGGAAUAAAUUUCCAACUUUAUCAGAUCUUUUACAAAAUUCACUGCUAACAAAUGAUUUGUUUACUUUUAGAUUCAAAUUUUGUUUCUUAUCUAAAUGUAUGAGCUAAUCUUUUGUGGCGCAUAUUUUUCUUUCCUUCAUCUUGUAUGAAACUAAGAUGAAGUGUGUUAUAUAUUUAUCACUGUAUACAUUUAUUUCGGUUUUAGAACUGGGCUGGUUGCGCCUCCAUUUGUUUAAAAUUCCAAGAAAUAGUUUAACAUUGCCUUUCCCCCCAAACGUCUUUGUUAAAUCUUCGGGGUAAUAUAGACUUAUGUUGUAUAUAGCCGAAGAAAUUAUUAAUCUUCUUGAUGCUCUUCUCUGUUGCCUAGCUUUGUACAUGCAACACUUUGUGCAGUUCACAUAUUUUCUUCCCUCUAUCAAGUUCCUUCCCAUUAUAGUAUAGUAUAGUAACUUUGCUUAUGUAUAUGCUUUUAAGAUCCGGUCUGUUGUCUUUUCACUUACGUAUUUCAGUCGAUUUGUCUUUGUACGCAUGAAAUGCUCCUGCUUAUAGGUUACCCACAAAAUUACUUUACUCUGUCUUUGUAAAUUAUUUUCUCUUUUUAUUAAGAGUUCUAUUGUCUAUUAUGUCUUUUUAUGAAAUUGAAAGCUGGAUAAUUGGAUUAUGU
Molecule: messenger RNA, 7551 nt
Organism: Schistosoma turkestanicum
Lineage: Eukaryota; Metazoa; Platyhelminthes; Trematoda; Strigeidida; Schistosomatidae
Source: the annotation of a GenBank genome assembly